Myiozetetes cayanensis is the source of this 876-nucleotide messenger RNA. RefSeq names its product NFIL3 like basic leucine zipper (gene NFILZ). Bases 1 to 876 code for a protein of 291 amino acids. The record is from RefSeq and is a predicted model, not a curated record. NCBI's taxonomy places the organism in Eukaryota, Metazoa, Chordata, Aves, Passeriformes, Tyrannidae. Gene Ontology annotation, cellular component: nucleus. Gene Ontology annotation, biological process: regulation of DNA-templated transcription; circadian rhythm; DNA-templated transcription. Gene Ontology annotation, molecular function: DNA binding; DNA-binding transcription factor activity. The transcript has a single exon.
AUGGAGAACUUCCCGGCCCCGCUGAGCUCCGUCACUGAGCUGACCCUCCGGCCCAGCAAGGCCCAGCUCCUGCUGGGCAAGGCCGGCGGUGCCUCCCGGCGCAAGCGGGAGUUCAUGCCCGACGAGAAGAAGGACAACACGUACUGGGAGAAGCGGCGCAAGAACAACGAGGCCGCCAAGCGCUCGCGGGAGAAGCGGCGCCUCAACGACGUGGCCAUGGAGAGCCAGCUGGCCGCCCUCAGCGAGGAGAACGCCGUGCUCAGGAUGGAGCUGCUCUCCCUCAAGCUGCGCUUCGGGCUCGUCAGCCCGGGCAACACCCCCUACCAGGGCCGCUCGCUGGGGAUCUGCCUCAGAGGGCACAGGGCCAGCUCCCCGCUCCCGGCGCUGGAGCCCUUGGUGGCAGAGUCCUGCUUCCCUGUGAGGAAGAGCUUCAUGCCCAGGGUGGUGGAACCCGCUGACUUCUCCUAUGAAACCUUUGGCCCGCCCAGGAACGUCCUGGGCUGUGAGUCGAAGCCGCUUCCCAUGGACACGCCGGGCCUCCAGCAGCCAAAGAGGCUUGAGGCAUCCCUGGGCUCUCCAUUCCUCAGCUACCACUGCCCAGAUAAACAGCCCUUCCCUUGGCCUUGGUCGGGCAGCUCGUGCCUGUUGUGCCCUUCCCCCGGCGCCACCGAGGUGAGCAAAGAAAGCAGCACCGCUGUGUCAGACGAAGAUGAUGAGCAGCAAGUGCCCAAGACUUCUCCUCCGCCCCCCUGCAGCCUGCCCUGCCCUUCUGAGGAUCACCCGAAGGGCCGAAGCCACGCCGCCCUCCCUCACAAGCUCAGGAUUAAGACCAAAGCCCUCAGCAGUUUGGAGGAGGGUGGCCUGGACUCCCACUGA